Varroa destructor (honeybee mite) is the source of this 11889-nucleotide messenger RNA. RefSeq lists its product as uncharacterized. Gene Ontology annotation, molecular function: protein binding. NCBI's taxonomy places the organism in Eukaryota, Metazoa, Arthropoda, Arachnida, Mesostigmata, Varroidae. The record is from RefSeq and is a predicted model, not a curated record.
UAGCGAUGUGGGCAUCCUGAUGAGUCUCAACUAUAUGAUGAACUAAAUGACGAAGCCUGCAACAUGCUGCACUCGGUAACCUGCCAGUUGAUAAAACGUAUUGCGGCAGAUAAUCCUAUUUAGUGAUAAGCAGCUACUGCACGUAAAAUUCUUCUGUUCGAUAUAUGUUUUUCGAUUAAAGUAGUUGAGUUAGAUUCGUGUGCGGGUGUAUGCUUUCACAUUGUAGAAGUCAAUCAAAAAGCCAGGCAACAUCUCAACCGAUCGAUGUUACCGUGCUGGUAAGCAUUAUAGAUGGGGAGACGGGACGGCCGAUAAACAUCGCGCUGCUUCCUUAUUAACUGACCAAGUCUGGUCUGGCAAAGGCCUCGGAUCAAUUACUACAAAUCGGAGGACCCUGACCCGUACGUUUUCGCCCGCUCUUCCCUUCUAGACAAACCAGCUGAAGUGGUAAAACGUGGCCGCCUAGUAAACAGCUUGCGCCUUUACAACACGAUAACAUCUACGCGAUACCCACACAGCUGUUACACUCUGCGAAUUAGCUGUUGACGUCUGGACGUUCGGUCAUCUUGCCUCCGCGUUGAAACGAGUUUUCUAUUACUGGCUGGGGUACUAGCGAGAGCAGAUUACGCAUACAAGCUUGGAAGACAACAAGUUCCCCCGAUGUUAUAAGAUCAUCGGUUUCGGCAGUCUGAAGCUUCAGUCGUUUGCUAUUCGCGGCAGCGGAUUAAUCGGAACUAAUAAUUCUGUGUCUAGCGGAAGUUGAUUACUGAAGUGUGCGUUUUUAUAGAAGACAUAGUGCAAGAUAUGUGAAGUACGGACCCAUAAUUUCGGGGACUAUCCUAUGGUGAUAAACUGCCGUGUGCAAGGAGUUAGGCAGUAGCCAUAUGUGGGCAUGCGUCAGUACGUACAAAUACGACAGUAACUAUCAUUGGUUUUACUUAUAGCUACGAGGUAAAAUUUCAAGUGUAGACGUCAGAAAGGAAGGAAUUCGAUAGUAAGUGGGAAAUCAGAGAAUGGCUAUGGUAUAGCUAUUUGUGGUCGUGCUUAGAUUCUCCAUGUGGUUGAAUGGAAUUAAUAGCCUACAUACGACAGGCUCGUUGGUGUUGACACUUUUGCAUGUGGACUAUGGUGUUUAAUUAAAUGAGCAGACGUUUUGGUUUCUGUGUACGUAAAUAGGAGGAACACUGCUAUCGAUGUAAACGUGGUUCCUCUACCUGAAACGGUGUUCGAUCGACUCAAUGCGCCUGUGACGCGUAGUCAGUACUGCAUGCUGUAAAGGACAUAGACUCAUGUACGAUUUGCAUACUUCCAUUCUGAGCAGCUGUCGGAAACGGCUAAACAAGCAGCGACAACCUGGUUAACCAAUGGCGCUGAUGUCUAUGGCCAUUAAUAAGCCUGUGUGGGGAACCUAAUUAACGCAAUUUUGGCCGUGGAUCCCGCACCACCUACUGGGUUGCAUUGGAGAACUACUUCGAUAGGCGCUUCAGUUAAAAGGUAUUGUUUCGCCCCUCUGUGGUGAAUGUUCAACAAAAAUUUCAGAUAUCCGCGCACGUUGGCUGGGUCAGAUUGACUUAAAAAGGCCUUGAUCGAUAGCUCCACCGUUGGCCACCGUUGACGCGCAUCGGCCAGCGGCCAGCGAUAUGAGUUCAGCGUCGCAGAAAGACCUGAAGCAUGCUGUCAAGACCGAAGACAUCCAGGCGAUCAAGCGUAUUUUAACAAAGAGGACGCCUAUAAAACAAAAGCUACUGAAUGCAACGAGACGUAUUCAAGCGAACGUGAACUUCCAAGAUACCGAUGGAGUAAGUGUAUUGCACCAGGCCGUAGCUCAAAGUUCCGAAAAAGUUGUCGAAUGUUUACUGGAACAUGGCGCCCAAUUGGACCUCAAGGACAAGCGCGGUUUGCGCCCCCUACAUUAUGCUUGUUGGCAAGGCGAGGCUGGCCUUGCAGAGACCCUUCUCCGGCGUGGCGCCUGUGUGAACGAGGCAUCGUUAUCUGGUGACACUCCACUACAUCUCGCCGCUCAGCUCGGUCACGCCACUGUGAUCCAGACGCUGAUGUACUAUCAUGCAAGCACACUAUCGCGAAACCAUGAACAAAAGACGCCGCUAGACCUCGCUGCGGAGUUUGGUCGUCUAAAAGCUGCGCAACUCCUCUUGGGCUCUAACAGAUGCCGCCAACUUCUGCAGGACUCAAAUCAAGACAUAGCUGAUAACAGCAGGACGACAGCCUUACAUCUGGCCGCACGGAAUGGACACGUUGAGCUCGUUAGGUAUUUGUUGGACCUCGGCGCCAAUGUGGACCGGUGUACAUUGCGAGGUACAGCCCUUCAUGAAGCUGUUUUCGGUGGUCGACCUGGGACGACCGCUUUACUCGUUUACUCCGGCGCGACACUCACGAAGGUAAACCCGUCUACCGGCCUCACACCGAUGGAUGUUGCGGUUCGGGCGACGCCACCAAAUGAAAGGAUCAUCGAGACGCUGAAUGAGAUGUCAAAGGCGAUUGAAGCUGUUGCAAUCCAGGACUAUUCAUCUGACGAAGGCUGGAGCUUCUCGAAGGGCGACCGAGUUGUCGUCUUCGACGUUUCAAAUGAUUUAGCGAAAGGCGUUCCGCUUCCUUCGAACGCUUCGUUCUGGGUUGGACACAAUGGUAAUGCAAGUUACCCUCAUCAGUGUGAAGCAAACAAUAUCGCGAACAAUACGAAUAACCGCGACGCUUCCGCCGUUGGAGGUCACGGGAAUAACAACAAUCAACUAACCGGAAACGGUGGCCACGCAUACAACAACCCUUUGCCCGUCCUCCCAGCGUCGAAAAUCCCGCGACGGGUUGUCAAUAUACCAAUAAGCGUUCUACACAUCCAUGACAACCAAGGCGGACUUCAACGAAAUGGCACACUUCGUUCGUCGACGAUCAAGAAAGUCGCACCCCCCACGGUACCCGAUUUAACCAACAAUAAUCCUCCGCUCGCCGCAAGUGUGCCCCAGCCGAGUGGAACACUCGUGGCCAUAUCGAACAGCGGCGUUAAUGUCGCUAGCGGUGGCGGAACUUUGACCGCUGGUCAGUCAUGCCAGACCAAUCAAGGCAACCAGGUACCGCUCAAUCGACUGUCCUGUUAUUCCACGGGUUCAUCUGGUUCGUCACACUCGUCUGGUAGCUCAUCGGUGGCGACCUACGACAGCGAUUCUGUUGUUUACCAGUCCACAACCAUCAUGCACCAUCUGCCUCAUGUGCAACAGUCUUCAUAUCAUAGCGGACAGCAGCAAUUGCAAAAGCACCACGUGUUGCACCACUCCCGACCGCCGAUGCGUCCGUCCUCUCCAGAAUACGGAACGCUAAAGCAUCUACACGACGGCGGAGUGCAUCUUAUGCUGGAUACAAAUGCUCUUUCUGGCGUAGGCGUUCGACCUCGUUCUCAUCCGGGGACGCCUCAGUCACCCCCUCCGCCCUUGCUCGGUUCAACCGGCGUCGAUUCGCACCGUCACCAGAGCAUUCACAUGGGAAUGGGGAUUCUGACCAGCACCUGCGAGUACGCCAUACCACCAGGAGCGACCAGUGGGGUCGGGAGUGCGGCUUGUGGCCCCAUUUAUAUGAUAGGCACUGGCGGAAGCAGCAGUGGCGUUGCUGGAAGCAACAACACAAGCAGUAACCUAAACAACAACGGAGUACUAAGUAGCGGUGUACUAGGGUCCUCAGGUACGAUACAGUAUCAUCAGCAACAAAACCAGCAACAAUUAGCCCAACAACAACAACAACAACAACAACAACAGCAGCAGCAGGGAAUACAAAGAGUUGGAAAUGCUAGUGCGACGGCAAUCGCGCCUUCCACAAUUGGCUAUAUAUCGUCUAGUGGAGACAUCCGCAACUCGAGUUCGAGUCUCGAUUCCGGCCGAGGGUCGAGCAGCUCCGGCUCAGAAUCCUCGUCGUUUACGUCAACAACCGGAAACUCUGCCAAUAACAAUAUCAACAGUAAUAAUAAUAACAACAACAAGGACCCUGUUGUAUUCUGCCGACUGUCGCUUGGAGUGUGUAGUGGGUCUAGUGCAGGUGGUUCGGCCACGAGCCUUUCAUUAAUGUCGUCUUGUUCAUCGACUUCGUCAAACGGCGAUAAUUCGCCGUCACCUAAUGGACAGCUCCAACAACAGGUCAACGUUGCGCAUCUGCUUCUCAACGGAAUACCGGACCAGGAGGUGUUGUCUCUGUGGUUAAAAAAUCUCCACUUUGAGGAAUAUCUUCCGCUAUUUGUUAACUCAGGGUAUGACAUGCCGACUAUCUCAAGGAUGACACCUGAAGAUCUUACGGCCAUUGGCAUCACUCGGCCGCAGCACCGGCGCAAGCUCAAGCAAGAAAUUUCAAAGCUAAACAUUUCAGACGGAAUUCCCGAUUACAAACCAGAUAAUCUGUUAUUAUGGCUCAAACUUCUUCGACUCGACGAGUACGCGCCAGCAUUGGCGGCCCAAGGAUACACGAGUAUUGACAAGCUUGUUGCAGAGCUCGCGUGGGAGGAUCUUGAAGAGAUCGGCAUUUUGAAACUCGGACAUCAAAAGAAGCUGAUGCUGGCGAUUAAGAAGGUGAAAGGCCAGAAAGGUCUGUACGGAUCGCUUCCGGGAGCUGGUCAAAGUGGUGGUGUGGGUCAGUCGCUUGGGAACAACAACAAUAACAAUCAAACGCCGAUCAUUGUGACACGUCACCCGAGCCUUGACAUGGGCAAUCCCCAUGCAAGACCUAUUACUGUCCCGGUUCCUCCGAACCAGUAUGAGGCCCUAAAUCAACCCGGCCGUAUGGUGAGCUUCUUGAAUAAUCGCGGCGGAGCCUUGCGGACUGUAGGCUCAGGGAGCGACCUUCAGCGUAUGGACAAUGAAGACCAACAGCUUUAUAUGGCCCUCGAACUCAACAAUCAGAAAAACCAGCGAGCAACCGGCCGGUCGCUUGAGUCCCUGCAGAAUGACAUGUAUACCUAUCAACAGCAAGAUUUAAACGGUGGCAACAAUUGGCGAGCGAAGCAGUUCGAUCACCAAAUCGGCACUUCUUAUGAACCUAUGGAGGGUACUGCGACGCUGCACCGUCCCCGUGGCUUGGUCAAACCCCGACCUGUGGCUAAAGUAACUGGAACAUCAACGACUUCGCUGCGAGACACGCUCAGUGAUGAAGACGCGGACGCAUUGUCAACGAAGGACACGAGCAAUUUGAAGGGGAGCACCAACGGUCAAUCGACUAACGUCACGACCCCUGGCGCCAUGUCAAAGCGUAUUUUGGCACCGCUUCCACCCGCAAAGCCGCCCCUGUCUGCUGGAGUGGUCAGCGUCGUUGGCGUCGCCGCACCCGGCAGUGACGCAUUAGCCGACACAGCGUUUGCCACAUGCGUCCAGUCGCUUACGUCCCGUUUUACCUUAGCGACCCUCGGCGGCGAUCGGGAGGACAAAGACGAAGCUCUUCCGGCGGUGCCGCCGCCAAUGAAUGCAACGCUGAGGAGCAUCUCUAAAAUCAACCAAAUUGCCGCCCAGUCACAGACUUCAGUUCAACAACAGAAUUCAGUUCAACAGGACUUAGAACAGCAACAGUCUCCGCCAGGAAGUGCUGCUAAUUCUACCGGGAAACCGUCACAUCGGGGAAGCGUCGAAGAGAUGAAUAAGGCAAACAUGGUAGCGAUGGCUAAUGCACAGCAGAUGACUGCUGGACUAAUUACUGACCGACAAGAGCCUCCCUCGCCACCGCAGCGAGACUAUCCCGUGACGCCAACAGGCCGCGAUCUGGACCAACGUCGCUUGUCUUCAGGUGACAGCAGUAGUUCGUCUAAUAGCAAUAGCAGUCAUACUAACAGCGGCGACAGCGCGAUCAGCAAGGUCCACAGCAACGAUAAAGUUAACGGAGCGCAAAGCUACCCCUCAGCUACACUCCAUUCCCCGGCGAACAGUAUUAUAAGUCAAGUGAAAAGGCAGGGCUCAAACUCGAGCUUGACGAGCGACUGUGGGAUUCCGUUCGCCAACGAGAACGUUGGUACAAUCAAACAGAAACCACCCCAUCCGCCAACCCCCGACUACGAAUCACCCCUACAGGCAAAAGCUUCUACCCCCUCCGGAAAUCCUCUACUCACUAGCGCAGUAUCAGUUGGCGCCACCACCGUGUCGACCAGCAACAUUUCGAAUGCAGCGAGUCCACCCCACCAACCGAACCCAUUGUCUAGUACCUCAUCCGCCGUCACAUUUGAGAUGUGCAGCACUCUUCCGCGCCGAGCGAAACCGGCCCCUGCGCCCGAGAUGGGCGGCGGGGCCGCGUUGAUCCCCAGCAGCAGUAAGAAGAGUUUCGCUGAUUCGCCCCUGCUUCGUCGAAGCCAGUCGGCUCGAAGUCGAGAGCUUGCUCUUCCCGAACUUACUCCCCCACCGCCGCCAGCACCUCAUCCGCCUUUGCCACCAUUAGCCCUGAUACGGGGAACUCCCAAUUCCGUAGGGACGGUCGUCACAACUAAUGGUCUCUCCGGCAGCAGCAGUAACAACGGUGGUAUGCAGGCCUGUGAAACAGGUGGCGACACGCCGCACAAAGUAGCCGUUAUCGAUGACAUUGAGCAUAUGCUGGCCAGCCUCACCGAUCAGUUGGAUGCAAUGCUAGAUCAUACCGCCUAAGAAUUGCGCUCAUCCCUAUCGCCAGUACUACAAAUUAAUGACGACUAAAAAGCAAAUAAGCAAAUCAUGAAUAAAGUAAUUCUAAUAAAGUAUGUCUAGGGACGAAUAAAUUUUUUAGAACACAAACUGAUACUACACCUGCAAAUCACCUAAGAGCGACCCUUACACAAUUGGUUUUUCUCUGUUAAAGGCAUCUAGUGUCGCACUAGUGCAAUAAGUAGGAAAAAAGAUAAGGUUGAUAGCUGUUUGGUCUACCUUCAGAAUGGUGCCACAAUAUAUAAAAAAAAAAUCAUCAAUCGUUUCCUGAAUUUGUGCUAAGGAAAUUGUUUCCGGACGUUAAAUUGCCAGGGGUGAUAGUACAAGACUUGAGUGUUUUGAAGGCAUGUGUUUCGGUAAUCUAUAGCGAGGUAAUAUACCUUUUCGAUUAUCGCCUCCGAUAGGCAGUACAGAAGAGCACCAACAAACGGAUGAUUGAUGAAAUAGUGUAUUUCAUUUACGGCGCAAUGAAAACGAUGUGUUGUCUGUGGGUUGACGUAAAAAGCGUAGUUUUAAGCUAUAAAUAGUGCAGUGGUGUAUCUUUCUAUGAUUAAGGAUAACUUAUAAUGAUCCAGGACGAUGCUAACAACGACAACGCUGAUCAUGAUAAGGAUGCAGAUGAUGUUUCUGUCUUAGGCCAGACUAGUUCUGCAUUUAACGGUCGCUUGCUAAAUGGCAGGAUACCUCAUCGUGGGUUGCCCCACCCCUUGAAACCUUUAUUGGCAACACGUUUUCUCCCUCUAACCCGUAUCGUAUUCAAUCGAUGUAUAAAGUUUUCUGCACCAUAUGGAACGGCAGCGAGGGACAACAGUUUCGAUUAACUGCAUGUUUACUACUAUUAUUAUUACUUUCCGGGAGAAGUUUCCGGGAUUACCUGCAACGGCACCUGUGCAAAUCAAAACGAAUCCAGCGCAGGCUUCAGAAUGUAACUUCAUUCAGUAAAACAGAAAAUACUGAAAGCCACAUGUGAGAAUCGUUGUAAAGUUAACGUAUUGUGGAGUAAUUACCAACACCGAUCCAUUCACACUUUUCCUAGGUGUGAACAAGUUAUGAGACAGAAUAAUCUACUAAUUUAAUUUUCAUAGUAGAUUACCUUAAGCAAUCGUUUUUGGUUUUCGGAUCAAAUCUUCGUUAUCGUUAUCAGUCUCGUUAAUAUGCAAAUCGAUGCGCCUAGUUAGAUAAAAAAAAAUCCGGUAGAGAUAACAUUUUCCAGAACAAGCUCAUUAAUUAACAGAGCUUCAAUACUGGGCCAAUAUUAAUCAUGUCAAAUGCUUGAACGGCGCACGUAAGUGCAGUCAUUGUUAUGGUAUUGGGAAAAGUGCGUCACAUCCGUGUCAAGCUAAAUUAAACAAUUAUGUAGCACGAACAUGUAGCCUAUAGGUACGGCUUACUCUUGUAGUUACUAUUUUCAUUGUUGUGACAUGUGUUAACGUAAUCAAAUUGUAGUACUGGAAGGAAACGACCUACCUCAAAAUGUUGAAAGCAGUAAUCCGUUGUUUAGAUGUUGUGCGUCGUGGGGACAGGCAGCGGAUAUAGCAGUUGUUUACAACAAAACCAAUUAACUGGCACUGCGAAAUAUUGGCUUCGAAGAAGAAGCCCUACUUUAAAAGCUAGAAGACAAAUAAGAGCAGGACAAUUUCUACAUGUAUUAUGAGAUAUCUAUUUGAUAGUAAACGCACCCAAACACGGCUGCCUGUUGAGAGUUGUACAAAAAUCACGUUAAAUCCCUAGAAAUUGCGUAGGCUUAAAGUGUUACGGGCUAUAACAGUCGGAGGCAAUGCCCAGCGGCAGUACCGAGCAUAAAACAUGUAGGUUAUAAGCUACUAAUCCAAGUAGAUGAUAAAUGUAGAGAAAAUCAGCUAUCGAAUAUAAGGCAGGUAGCUCGAAUAAAUGUGGAAGGGCCACGGGUUAAGAUAAUAUGAAGGGUGGGCUUCGCGAAAGGUGGGUCCUGCGAUGAAGUGCUUCCAACGCGGUUCAGGUGUGAACAGCACCGCUAUCAUAACAGACCUGAUUAGUCAGUCAUAAGUAAGACGAUUGUCAAUAUCAUAAAAUAAACAAGGUCAGGACCGAGAAAUAAAUAGGCAAAGAAUCAUAGAGGAAAUAUAAAAACGGUUAGAAUAUCUUUUGUAGUUUUAUUGAAAUUACAAUUUUUUUUUCUAUAUGUUUCUCAUCUUCGGUUCUACUUAGCUAACAGUAGAUUUUCAGGGUUAGGCUGAAAGAUCAAGACAUCAAUGGCGACGUUCUCAGCAACGUCUUUUAAGCAUUCGUACAAUUUAAUCUAUUUCUAAGAGUGUGUCUAAAGUAAAAAUUAAAAUAAGAGGCUCCUGAAUAGAAACACAAAUCCUAUUUUUGUGUGUAACUAUUAUUUUCAAUUUCAUUAUUUUUUUUGUUUGCUAGCAGUCAUUCGUUUAAUGUCUCGCCUCUUAGGGCCAUCAUAUAGUCAUCGUCCUGCUUGCUGCUCGACGUCGAACAUAUGGGAAGAGCAUAAGAGGAACGGUCCUGACGGUGGCAAGUAAUAACCAAAGUGACGGAGUCGAAUAAAUAGUUAUGAAGCGAACAGAGCACCGAACAUCCAACCAGGAACACCGUUGACAGAGGCGUACUGUGGCUGUUCCUGUUAAACCGAAUACACCCUGCUCCGUUUCCCAGCCUACCCCCAAACCCUGCCUGCUAUAACACCUCCCGUCCCCUUCUCCUUCUCCCUGAGGCAAAGUAGCUCACCGUUAUCAUCAAGAAAGACAGAGUGCAUGGAGCCGAGGUAAAACAAGAGGGAGACGCGGCGCUCCGUAAGGAAGAAAAUAAGUUUACAAAACAAGCAAGCUCUUUCCUAUCCGCAGCCUCUUCGUUAGUUCGCGUUUAAUGCGCAGUACUGAUCUGCAUAAAUAUAGCAUAAUGUCUGACCAAGUUAGCAGAAAGAACGGAGCGAGAGAGAGAUAGAUAGAUAGAUAGAUAGAUAGAUAGAAAUAGAGGGAGAAGAGGGAUACGGAGAAAUUGAGAUAGAGAUCGAGUCUGCUUUAGCACGCAGAAACAUUGACGCAACUAACAACCCGUACGUAAAGAGAAAUAAACAAACGGGCAAAGAACGCAACAUCUUUGGUUCAAACAGAGACCCUAGCGUGGAUUUCUUCAUUCUUUCCGCAACCUGCUCUUGCCCCCCACAAAAAACAUUUCAGAAGGAUGUUUGUAGGAAAUUGUAGAAAAGUAUUAUUUUACCCGUUCGAACGUACGGGUCCAACGUACAUGUACCAUAGUCACAAACGAGAGACGACAAAGCGAAGGAACCUAUGUAUAACGAAGUAAAAAUGAGUAUAUAAACGAGCAUUACAUGCGCAGAUUAUACCUCGACAAAGGUUGAGAAAAUCGUACAGAUAUGCCAAUGAAAAAAAAAGGUUAGACGAUUGAUACUGUUCAACAAACAGCUAACCGAUGACGCUUUCGUUUGAUUCUAUAGCAGCUUUACGACACAGACUGAUGUUAUCUGUCACUCAAUAGAGGAUGAUAUGAAAGCAGAACUAAUAACACCACGAACUGUGUUGUUAUGAUCACUUUAAGUGCUCCUAUAAGGAUUACGUGUAACGUACAAUCUAAUUAUAUCGCGAUAAUUCUUAUUAUUAGUAUACACCUGAGCGAAUUUAGGGCGUAGCAGGUCCUUCGUUGAGUUGUGAUAACCGAUGUGAGAAAUUCAUUUUAUAGCUGAAAGAAAAAGCGACCGUUAAAGUACGAAGUACCAUCAUAGUACCUACGUUAUGGUGAAUAAUAAAGCCGGAGGGAAAUAUAGUUUUCCACAAAAAAGUUUUCAAAUGUCCUUCACGCGACACGGGACAUACAGCAAGGCCGAGCAGGUGAAGACAAGCCAGUGAGAGCUUAAGAAAAGGACAUGUGAAGGAAAGGCCGCGAGUAGGUCAUUGUUGACGGCGACAUAUUGAAAUGCAAACAUUGCUAAAUAUACGAUUGACAUGUAUAGAGAUGCAUGGUUACGUUGAUCUUCUCCGAAUAAUAGUAAUAAUCAUCACGAAAAUAAAAAGGAUACAAUUGUUCGAAGGCCAAUUGAUUAAGCGGGAAGCAACGAUGGACUCGUCGCUUGGUAAGAAACGAACUUAGCAUCCCCUCGCAGCCUACUCCACCCAUUAUAGAUAAAUGGUAAUAUAGUAAUAUAUAAUAUGCAUAGUCACUCAUAUCCGAGUCGAUGCAGGUGUUUUGUAAAUAAGAGGAACAAGUAUUAUUAAGGAGAAGCAACUUAAGAGAUGAUAGAUAUUUGCAGGAUUACUAUGUAAUGGUGAAGAUAAUCAUUAUGAUGAUUAUGGCAACAAUUGAUGUUAGUGCUAUUACCUGUGGAAACUAGCAACCAUUAUCUAAUAUUAAUAUAUAUACAUAUAGUAAUGAAUAUUAGGAAGAGCACGGUCGACCUUGGGUCAGCCAUGACAGGUGGUAGUUUCUCAUUUGUGGCUUUAUACUAUUUGUAUGGAACUGGUGUUAUUAUUACAGAUAACAAUUAUUAUGUAUAAUUAAUUUUAUUACCAUUAUUAAGCUUUGCGACGAAAAGUUCACGGUGGUGACGAUGAAUGAUAAAACUAACAAUGGGUAAACAAAAUAGCUAGCAGGCGUGCUAAAGAGCAGAUUUCGCCAUAUUUAAAAUACAAACAUUGAUAAUUAACGGGUUGAUUGCAUUGUUAGAGCGAUCUGUCUUGUCCUGCCUCUCCUCUCUGCAAGUACGUACGAUACAGAUAUAUUGUCAUCGUGAGAAUUCUAUCGACUAAAAUUGUAAUUGUCUCUUUUCCUUUAUAAGUACAACUCUUUAUACAUGGCACCCUUAUACAUUAGAUGAUGAAAUGCUAGGACGAAUCGGUGUGAGGCUCAUACGAUAAUGGCGUAUUAGGAACGUCGAAGAGAAUCCAGUUCAAUAUGGGUUGUCGGUAUAAAGCUAAACGUUCAAUGAUGAAUCUAGGCAAUGCAGAAGUGAAGAAAAUAAUAAUGCCAUCAUACUGCUGUUAAAACGACAAGCGUUUAACGGUGACGUAUACGACAGAUGUAUGGGUUAAGUAAUGUGUCCGUUAAAUAGGUCAAAGGCGGGCCGCGAGGGAACGAUAUAGACGAUGGGAAAGAUCCAACAGGAUGUGGCAAAUCAAUAAAUGUUGAAACGAAAGAAGGUGGUAAGGAACUAAUGUUGCUGAUAAGUCGAACAAUGAUUGCUGCGAAAUAAAGAGUAAUGGUAUUAUUGCUAUCAUAUCAUGAAACGCAC